This is a messenger RNA of Batrachochytrium dendrobatidis JAM81, 2264 nucleotides long. RefSeq lists its product as uncharacterized. Gene Ontology annotation, cellular component: Dsl1/NZR complex. The coding region runs from base 54 to 2201 and encodes 715 amino acids. The record is from RefSeq and is a predicted model, not a curated record. Gene Ontology annotation, biological process: regulation of ER to Golgi vesicle-mediated transport; retrograde vesicle-mediated transport, Golgi to endoplasmic reticulum; endoplasmic reticulum to Golgi vesicle-mediated transport. Lineage: Eukaryota; Fungi; Chytridiomycota; Chytridiomycetes; Rhizophydiales. The transcript has 8 exons.
CCAACUUCAACCCUAAAAUAUUGAAUUGCAUCUGCAUUCAAAGUUUUGUAGUGAUGGAACAACUGCUGUUUAUUUCUCAGGAAGCAUUGGCAGACAAACUACAAGAAACUGCAAGUCUAAAGGCAGAUGCAGAGGAAAAGGCUAGAUUGGUAUCCAGCCAUUCAAAGGCAUGCAUCAGUGCUAUCCAGACCGAAGCUAUUCAGCUUAAAGCCUCUCUUGAAGAAGGUCGAGUCUCCAUACUAAAACUGGCCAACUCAUUUAAAGCUUCAAAGGAUCCUAAAUUGUCGCAGCUAUCCAGUUCAUUGGCAUUGAUUAAGCGGCUUGAAGCUGCAGAAGCCGAGCUGCAGUCCCUUUGCAAGAUUCAUGAGAGUGAAGAGUUUAUUCAUAACUGCAUAAACAGGAAUGAUCUAGCAUCUGCCAUUGACCACUACUGCAGCCAUUUUGGUCUUCCUGAAUCUACAAUCAAACCGUCAAGUGUAGAUCUCGACGCACCCUUUGUAAAUGCGCACUUUAUGUCUGCCUCUGACUAUUGGAGAUCGUCUAUUCACAAGUGUCAUGCACUUAUUCACAAGAAGUUGUCCAUCACUGCUGCCCCUUUUCUGCUGGAAAUAUCAUGGCCAAAACCAAUAGAUGAACACUCGUCAAAGUCUGUCAUGUCGGACCUAAUCACUUUGCUCGGGCUUUCUGCUAAACUCCAACAUCCCCGAUCCAUACUGGACUCAUCGUCACUGCCAACCACACCUUUUGCUUAUAUGAUUGAGCCAGUUGAAUUGCUUCUUUCUCCAAUUCGAAAGCAUUUUAAAUUCCACUUUCACGGCAACCUUCCAACCAAUUCUUUGGAAAGACCAGAUUUGUAUUUUAAAUACAUUUUAAAGAUUAUGAAAGAUCAGCAGAGCUUUUUUGAAGAAAGCAUACAACUUUUGCUUGAUAAUGAUGAUGGCAAUUCUAUCAAUACUACUACAGUUUUUUUUCAAGGACUAGUAGAUCUGAUUACUCGGAAAGUCUGUCAAGACCUUCAUAUGCUACUUGAUCAGCCAAGUUUAUUCCUACACACUAUUGAACAGGUGUUUUUAUUUGAAGAGCAGGUUCAAGAACUACUUUCAUUUUCUGUAGGAGCUACUGCUUUUGAAAAGGGGUGCUCGCUUGUCAUUUUAGGAAACGACACUGUGUUUAGUGUAUGGGUAGAUUUAGAAAAACAAGCUGCUGAUACUCGGUUUCAAAAGAUUUUAUCACGCUCUGACAAAUGGGACUUGACAUUGUCUAAAAUGUAUGAUAUCGAUGAUGAUCAUAUGACGGUUUUGGCUGAUCAGACCAAAAGCCUGCUCUUGGUAAUCUCAGAAAGGAUGAGCCAUUUACAGCUUGAACAUCAAAGAUUAGUGUUUUUAAAAAGCAUACAAAUUCCUAUUUUGUUAAAGUAUCUGGAUUUGAUGAAGCAGGAACAUUGGCAUCAUCAGUCUACGUUUAUUCCAGUGAAUGAUGCAAGAUAUACGCUGCAAUUUCGAGGUGAUCGCAUUUCUCAUCUAGCCCGUUGUUUGGGCUCUCUCCACUCAAUUAGUGUAUUUUUGAGCACAUACAAAACCGAACAGGUUGAGAAAAUGAGUGUGCUGAUUCAGGAAAUAUCUAAAACCGCCAUUGAUGACAUUAUGCUGGAUAUUUGCGAAUCACUUUGGGAAUACGAAAAAAGGGUAAAUUGGCUUGACAAUAUCAAUGACAGCAGUGCGUCUGAACCUGUAGCUAUAUCUACCACAUUGCAAGAGCCUCUUCAAAUUAUGCGUCACUAUUUUGGUUGUGUUGAGAAAAGUAUAUCACCCACACUAUUUCGAUCGUUGUUUUUGAGACCAGUCACCAAGCUUCUUGAUCUCCGUCUUUGGGAAAAAGUAAUCAUGAGAAGUCAGUUUAGUUUUUAUGGAGGAUGUCAAAUUUUAUUGGAUAUGCGUCUUGGAUUUAUGAAUGCUUUGCAGCCGUUUCACCCAACUCCAGCCGCGUUGUUGCCAAGGAUACUGGAGGCUUCAACAAUUCUUGCUUUACCAUGCAAAGCUAAAGAUACGGACAGUUUUGAUAUUUACGAAUUCAUGCUGGCAUCCAUUGAGAAUAGUCAUGAUUUUCCACCAAUGCUGGAACGUUUGGACAUUUUUCAUCUCAGUAUAAAAGAUAUCCAAGAAGUUAUUGGAAGACGAAUAGAAACUUUUGGAGAUUUUUGAUACCAUGCAAAUCUGGUAGGCCCAAACAUGUAUACACGAAUAAAUAUUAAUUGACUGUUGCUC